UCUGCUGGAAAUGAAAUAUUUGAAUAUUCCCCCUCGCUCAAAACUUUUUUCCUCCGCACCGCCUUCAGUCGGAGCCCCGGGGAGCGGUGGGUGUGAUGCCGGUGAACGUGUGGUCGCUGUGCCGCCGUCGAAGCGCUCUCUCUGCGAUUCGACCACAGUAGAAACGCGGUAAGGUGAACAGCAGGACAGGAGCUCUAUGUUAAAGGACUGCACCUUGGAGAAAAGUGGCCACCCGGAGCCCGUAAGCAUGCGGGUCCUGUUGAGCGUUCUGUACCCCGUCCUUUCCCUCACCAUCUUCGGAUUGUAUCCCUCUAUGACUAUCGGACCAAAGGAGGGCUGGCAGGUGUACAGCUCGGCCCAGGAUGCAGAUGGGCGCUGUAUUUGCACAGUGGUGGCACCAGAACAGAGCCUGUGCUCCAGAGAUGCCAAGAGCAGACAGCUCCGCCAGCUACUAGAGAAGGUGCAAAACAUGUCUCAGUCCAUUGAGGUGCUGAACCUGCGUACUCAGAGGGAUUUCCAAUAUGUCAUGAAGAUGGAAAACCAGAUGAAGGGCCUGAGGACCAAGUUCAGACAGAUUGAGGAUGACAGGAAAUCCAUCAUUGCCAGAAACUUCCAGGAGCUUAAGGACAAGAUGGACGAGCUGAAGCCGUUGAUCCCUGUGCUGGAGCAGUACAAGAUGGAUGCUGCGCUCAUCUCCCAGUUUAAGGAGGAGAUCAGGAACCUGUCGGCAGUGCUGACAGGCAUCCAGGAGGAGCUUGGGGCCUAUGACUACGAUGAGCUCUAUCAGCGAGUGCUGCGACUGGACAGCAGGCUCCGUAGCUGUAUGGGCAAACUAACGUGUGGGAAAUUAAUGAAAAUCACUGGACCUGUUACAAUAAAGACAUCUGGAACCCGGUUUGGGGCAUGGAUGACUGAUCCUCUAGCAUCAACCAGAAACAACAGGGUCUGGUAUAUGGACAGUUACACCAACAGCAAGAUUGUGCGUGAGUACAAGACAAUGGAAGACUUCGUAGCAGGAGUGGUUUCCCGAACCUACAGCCUGCCAUUUAAAUGGGAGGGAACCAAUCACAUUGUCUACAAUGGUUCGCUUUACUACAACAAGUACCAGAGCAACAUUAUUGUCAAGUACAGCUUCGAGACAGGCAGCGUGCUGGCCCAGCGAGCUUUGGAAUUCGCAGGCUUCCACAACAUGUACCCAUAUACGUGGGGGGGGUACUCUGACAUCGAUGUCAUGGCUGACGAACUUGGAAUGUGGGUUGUGUACGCGACCAAUCAAAAUGCCGGAAAUGUCGUCAUCUCCCAGAUCGACCCUGACACCUUGCAGGUCCUGAAGACUUGGAACACUGAAUACUCCAAAAGGAAUGCAGGGGAAUCAUUCAUGAUCUGUGGGACACUCUAUAUCACUAACUCUCACCUGUCUGGAGCAAAGGUUUACUACGCUUACUCUACCAAGACUUCAGCUUACGAAUAUAUAGACAUUCCUUUCCACAACCAGUACUUUCAUAUCUCCAUGCUUGACUACAACGCCAGAGAGAGAGCACUGUACGCCUGGAAUAACGGACACCAGGUAAUAUUUAAUGUCACCCUCUUCCAUGUCAUAAAAACUGAUGAUGACUCUUAAACAUGAUACUUUUCCAACCACAACUAAAGCACCAUCAUUUGUGAUACAAGGACCUCCUAAUUAACCAUUUUUUUUUUUUUCAAAAAUGGACUAAGGUGUCUUUACUUGCCACUACUUGAACUUUUCUAAUUUGUGGCUCUGGAUUCUUGGAUGAGCUGAGCAUGGGCGCCAAUGACUUGAUACCAUACUGGAAAACAUGUUGUACAUUUUUUACACUUUUCCAUUGCUGCUGAUCAGACUGGUAUGCCUUAUUUGCUAUGUGUUGGGUCUGCCAGCCAAAGACUCUUGAUAGCUUUUGCAUGAAGGUCCACAUUUUGUCUGCAGUGAUUUCCUAUAAUAUAGCUGUGUUUUUGUUGCAAAUCUUUUUUGCUUACAGUGUUUGUCUAUUUAAAAGUCUACUCAAAAGUAUUUAAACUUUAAAGGCAACCUCUCCUGCAUAUUUGUUACCAUGUAAAGCUAGCUGAUUAUAAUAUAUAAUAGCCAUUCUUUUAAAGAUGGGCCUGUAAAAUAUUGCUGUGAAGUAUGUCUCUGUGGAAGAAGAACAUUUGUAUUUUUUAUAAAAACAAAAUCAUAGGAAAAUAUAUGUGCAUUUUCACUGAAAUUAAAAUAUUGUACAUUUCAUUAAAUGAUUUUGGCUGUUAAAAUUAAUAUCUGCCAUGAUUCUGGAGAAACAAUCAGCUUUCUGGGAACCAUUCUAUGAUUUCAGCCUAUUCCAAUCAUGAAACUAUGAUUGUCACACUGAAACAUUAAUCUGUCUUUUUUGUUUGUUUGCGUUUUUGCAAGACUGAAACCAUGCACUGUACGGGAAGGCAGCGUAGAGUUAGCGGUAUGCUACAGGUGUCUUUGUGUAUGUCCCUUUUCAUAGAGCUUUUUUGGGAAAUAAAUGAUGUGGGAACAUGACCUGUCACAACUUAAAUAGGAUAAUGCGAUCACCUCUGCCUUCUACUACCGAGGGAUGGGAGGAAAGGCUGAAGAAGUGGCCUUGGUAACAAACUAAGUUGGUUUAGCGUUAGCUAAAAUGUUACGCAGUUCAGGGACAAGUUGCAUUGUUCGCAGCUUGUUGUGGCUUAAACAACAGUGUGCCGAACAUAAACUGAAAAUGAAAAAACAUUGCUGUUCCUCAGCAAUAGUGCAGUGUUGAAGGAAAUUGUGCUUAGUGCAUAAUCCAUUUAUAACUUAAGAUGUGUUUAUUUUUAUCAAAGCAACCAUAUUUUUUUGCAUUUCCUAGAUGUGUUUCAUUUUAAUCAAAGAAGGCAUUGAAUUUAUGAUCAGAAAGCAACACACGAACAUUGGUUGGAACCAAGGUCGUUUUGUUGGGUAGAGCCCACUGAUUAGCACUGUUAUCACAGGGGAGAGACAGUGAAAGUCCUUUGUCAGAAAUCGUAUCUAGGAAUCCAGGAAUCGUGUCCCAGAUCGUCCUGUUCUGCAGGAGUCUAGAGGAUAAAGUUCAGGCAGACAGGUGUGUCACUUAGCAACGGCACAUGACCCAUGCCUCUAAAAUCUUACCCAUCAGAAAGUUUCCUUGUGUAAUAGCGCCUCCUAGUGGGUAACAGUGUAAUGGCAUACGAUCCCCCGAUAACCAAUCAGAGCCUUUCAGUAACUUCCAUGUUUUAAUCACUGACCAACCAGAAACAUCACAUCCCAUCAGGAGGAGCUUAGUAUGAAAGGUUUAAAAAUUGAGAAAUCUCACAGGGAGAAAUUCGUUGUCCUGCAUUCUGAAUCCAGACCCUUCGUAUUCCAGAUUUGUAUUGUACUUUCUGCAAUCCGAAUAAACUACUUUGUACUAAAUGA
Messenger RNA from Siniperca chuatsi (mandarin fish), 3412 nucleotides. RefSeq names its product olfactomedin 3a (gene olfm3a). The transcript is spliced from 6 exons. The coding region runs from base 197 to 1621 and encodes 474 amino acids. NCBI's taxonomy places the organism in Eukaryota, Metazoa, Chordata, Actinopteri, Centrarchiformes, Sinipercidae. The record is from RefSeq and is a predicted model, not a curated record. Gene Ontology annotation, biological process: signal transduction.